This is a messenger RNA of Chara braunii, 1576 nucleotides long. The record is from the annotation of a GenBank genome assembly. Lineage: Eukaryota; Viridiplantae; Streptophyta; Charophyceae; Charales; Characeae.
GCUAGCUCUCUGUCUGCCCAAACCUUUGUUUUCUGUGUUAGACUCUUUUUGAACCCUGGGCCGUAGCUAAAAAAAACUGCUUCGGCGGUUGGAAUUCCCCAUUUGACUUUCACAGGAUGCUGAAGAAGUGGUGAGGAUGUCAAGACGGGCAGGAGUCCCUCUGGUGAUCAACGAUCGCAUUGACAUUGCAUUGGCGACAGAUGCGGACGGGGUCCACGUUGGCCAGUCGGACAUGCCCGUCUCCAUCGCACGCAAGCUGCUUGGGCCCGACAAGAUCAUUGGCGUCUCGGCGAAAACGCCUGAGCAGGCAAAGAAGGCUGCCGAAGAGGGUGCUGAUUACCUUGGCAGCGGCGCGGUCUACCCCACGAAGACGAAGGUCGUAACAAUCAAUCUAGGGAUAGACGGCCUUGUCAAAGUCUGCCAGAGCUCAUCGCUCCCGGUCGUGGCGAUCGGCGGUAUUUCGACAGAGAACCUUGCAGAGGUUAUGAGCACGGGCCUCCCCUCCGGGGUAGCCAUCGUGUCAGCAGUCUUCGAUCAACCUGAUGUAGCUGACGCUACUCGGAAACUUCGCACAGCGCUCGAGACUUAUAGAAGAGGAGAAAAAAGCGGUGGCAUUCGCGUUGAUGAUGGGAAAGCCUCGUAAAAAUGCUCAAAGACAUCUCUGAUUGAUGAUGAUGGCGGACGGAGCAAGUGUCCCAGGUGUGGCAAAUUCACACGCCUUUUCCAAAGUGGUCGUUGAGGAGUUACGAAGACAACGAAAGGCGCAGAAGUAAUGCGCACCAUGUGAGGCGUCACUCGCGUGGAGGACAUGAUACGCAAGUACAAAGGACUCGUUUGAUCUUUCGAUCAAUCGCGCGCAUCGCCCUUCUGCCUCGUCUCGUCAGCCACAGGUCUCCCAGUUGGGGCCUUGCCACUGUACAUUUCACUUCGCCCGCACGCACUGACGCUACCCGAGAAUGCCUAUUGGAUGUGAUAUUUGUAUACAACAUCAGGGCGUUAUUUUCGCAACAAGAUGGUAGUGCGACCUCACCCUGGUGCACAUGGCCACCUAGAUGAACACUCAAUAUAUGAACAUUUACCUAACGCACCGCUUCCGACAUCACCAUGCGAAAGAAAAACUUCAGAAAAGAGAGAAGAAAAAUGGCCAUGUAGGCCAUUCCCAGCAACGCUUGCGCAAACUGGGCGGCUAUACUGCUUAGAGAAGAAAAAUCAUAAAAGGCCAUGCAGGCCAUUCCCAGCAACACUUGCACAAACUGGGCAGCUACUACUGCUUCCAACACUGUUUGUUGUGACCAAAUUUCUCCAGAUUUCUCUUUUUUUUGAGAAUUUCUCCCUUCUUUUUUAGAAAGCUCAGGGACGAAGGACAGGGAAAAUAUUCGAGCGUUGCUCAAUUUAUGCAUUGCGCAGGGGGUCAUCUUAAUAUUCCUUCUCUCAAUUCUCUGUAUCGUUCCAAUUUUAACAGAUGACCUGCAGGACGUCGCUCCAGAUUUCACAGCUGGCAACACCCUUGUUUGUGGAGACUAUGGGCAUCGCCACACCUCUCGCGAAGUGUGCAAAAUGAACUUUGCGCUAGACC